Cucumis melo (muskmelon) is the source of this 756-nucleotide messenger RNA. Its product is annotated as probable carbohydrate esterase At4g34215. NCBI's taxonomy places the organism in Eukaryota, Viridiplantae, Streptophyta, Magnoliopsida, Cucurbitales, Cucurbitaceae. Bases 1 to 756 code for a protein of 251 amino acids. The transcript has a single exon. The record is from RefSeq and is a predicted model, not a curated record.
AUGGCUGGUAGAGGUGGGGUUGAGAUGUAUAAUAAAAAACUCACAUGGGAUGGGUUAGUUCCACCAGAAUGUACACCUGAACCAUCCAUCCUACGAUUGAACCCUGAUCGCCAAUGGGAGGUAGCACGAGAGCCUCUUCAUUUGGGAAUUGACAUCAACAGAACAGCUGGAAUUGGUCCUGGUAUCCCAUUUGCUAAGGAACUGCUAGCCAAAGCUGGGCCAAAAGCUGGCGCUGUGGGUUUAGUUCCAUGUGCUAGAGGUGGCACUUUAAUUGGACAAUGGCUUAAAAAUCCUAGCAAUCCUAGUGCAACCUUUUACCAAAACUUCAUUGAACGAAUCAGAACAUCCGAUAAAGAUGGAGGGGUUGUGCGUGCUCUUUUCUGGUUCCAGGGAGAAAGCGAUGCAGCUAUGAACGACACUGCUAUGAGAUACAAAGACAACCUAAUGAAAUUCUUCACCGACAUCCGCAAUGAUAUAAAACCUAGAUUUUUACCCAUCGUUGUUGUUAAAAUAGCCCUCUACGACUUUUUCAUGAAGCACGAUACUCAUAACCUGCCAGCAGUGAGGGCAGCACAAGAUGCAGUUGCAAAGGAGUUGCCUAAUGUGGUGACCAUCGAUGCCUUGGAAUUACCUAUAAACUUUACAACAAACGAAGGACUCAACCUAGAUCAUGGUCAUUUUAAUACCUCUACCGAAAUUACUUUGGGUAAAUGGUUGGCUAAUACCUACCUCUCCCACUUUGGUCAUUUACUUUAA